CGAGGCAUCUUCACUGGAGAAUUACGCAGGCAAAAUUAGAAUGGAGGGCUUAACAUUGAUAGUAGUGAUGAUGUCAUGCUUUAUGUUGGGAGGGAAAGGUCAGCAGAUAAGCACGCCAUGCACCUCCUCCAUGAUCUCUACCUUCACUCCAUGUCUCAACUUCAUCACGGGAAGCAGCGGCGGCUCCGUCACUCCCACCGCUGGCUGCUGCGACUCCUUAAAGUCGUUGACCAACACUGGCAUGGACUGUGCUUGCCUCAUCCUCACCGCUAACGUCCCGCUGCCUACUGGCUUCAUCAACCGGACUCUCUCGCUUGCUCUGCCUCGUGCCU
Camelina sativa (false flax) is the source of this 332-nucleotide messenger RNA. NCBI's taxonomy places the organism in Eukaryota, Viridiplantae, Streptophyta, Magnoliopsida, Brassicales, Brassicaceae. The record is from RefSeq and is a predicted model, not a curated record.